Molecule: messenger RNA, 4503 nt
Organism: Sus scrofa (pig)
Lineage: Eukaryota; Metazoa; Chordata; Mammalia; Artiodactyla; Suidae
Source: RefSeq, a predicted model, not a curated record
AUGUUGGAGUUUCACCCGGAGCGAGGGGCUGCGAGCGUUCUUCGCUCCGUGUGGGUGUGACCCGGGUUCGGCGCCGCGGCGGGCUGCGGGGGGCGGGGACGGUUAGGCCGGUCGUCGUCGUCCGCGGCGGCGGCCGCAGCGUGGGGCCGGGCGAUUGUGACCGCCGGGGGAGCAGGGGGCCGGCUGCGGCUCCCACUCUCCGUGUGGCCCCCUGAGCGCCCCCCUCCCCUGCUCGGGAGGGAGGCGGGGGGCACCCGGGGCCCGCCAUGAACCCCGGUUUCGAUCUGUCCCGCCGGAACCCGCAGGAAGACUUCGAGCUGAUUCAGCGCAUCGGCAGCGGCACCUACGGCGACGUCUACAAGGCACGGAAUGUUAACACCGGUGAAUUGGCAGCAAUUAAAGUAAUAAAAUUGGAGCCAGGAGAAGACUUUGCAGUUGUGCAGCAAGAAAUUAUUAUGAUGAAAGACUGUAAACACCCAAAUAUUGUUGCUUAUUUUGGAAGCUAUCUCAGGCGAGAUAAACUUUGGAUUUGCAUGGAGUUUUGUGGAGGUGGUUCUUUACAGGAUAUUUAUCAUGUAACGGGACCUCUAUCAGAACUACAAAUUGCAUAUGUUAGCAGAGAAACACUGCAGGGAUUAUACUAUCUUCACAGUAAAGGAAAAAUGCACAGAGAUAUAAAGGGAGCUAAUAUUCUAUUAACGGAUAACGGUCAUGUGAAAUUAGCUGAUUUUGGAGUAUCUGCUCAGAUAACAGCUACAAUUGCCAAACGGAAGUCUUUCAUUGGUACACCAUAUUGGAUGGCUCCAGAAGUCGCAGCGGUUGAGAGGAAAGGCGGGUACAAUCAACUCUGUGAUCUCUGGGCAGUGGGAAUCACUGCCAUAGAACUUGCUGAGCUUCAGCCUCCUAUGUUUGACUUACACCCAAUGAGAGCGUUAUUUCUAAUGACAAAAAGCAAUUUUCAGCCUCCUAAAUUAAAGGAUAAAAUGAAGUGGUCAAAUAGUUUUCAUCAUUUUGUGAAAAUGGCCCUUACCAAAAAUCCAAAAAAAAGACCUACCGCUGAAAAGUUACUACAGCACCCAUUUGUCACACAGCCUUUGACACGGUCUUUGGCAAUUGAAUUGUUGGAUAAAGUGAAUAAUCCAGAUCAUUCCACUUACCAUGAUUUUGACGAUGAUGAUCCUGAGCCUCUUGUUGCUGUACCACAUAGAAUUCACUCAACAAGUAGAAAUGUGAGAGAAGAAAAAACACGCUCAGAGAUAAACUUUGGCCAAGUAAAAUUUGAUCCACCCUUAAGGAAGGAGACAGAACCACAUCAUGAACUUCCCGACAGUGAUGAUUUUUUGGACAGUUCAGAAGAAAUAUACUACACUGCAAGAUCUAAUCUGGAUCUACAACUAGACUAUGGACAAGGACACCAAAGUAGUUACUUUCUAGGUGCAAACAAGAACUGUAUUCUAUAUAACGAAUCACUGGCAAGGAGUCUUCUGAAAUCUGUUGAAGAAGAAUUACAUCAGCGAGGGCACGUAGCACAUUUAGAAGAUGAUGAAGGGGAUGAUGAUGAAUCUAAACAUUCAACUAUGAAAGCCAAGGUUCCCCCUCCUUUGCCACCAAAGCCAAAGUCCAUAUUCAUACCACAGGAAGCUCAUUCUACUGAGGAUGAUAAUCAAGGAACAAUCAAGAGAUGUCCCACAUCAGAAAGCCCAGCAAAGCCAUCCCAAGUUCCACCAAGGCCACCACCUCCCAGGUUACCUCCGCAGAAGCCUGUUGCUUUAGGAAAUGGAGUGAGCUCCUUCCAGUUAAAUGGUGAACGAGAUGGUUCAUUGUAUCAACAACAGAAUGACCAUAGAGGCACAAACCUUUCAAGAAAAGAAAAGAAAGAUGUACCAAAACCUAUUAGUAACGGCCUACCCCCAACACCUAAAGUACAUAUGGGUGCAUGUUUUUCAAAGGUAUUUAAUGGAUGUCCCUUGAAAAUUCACUGUGCAACAUCAUGGAUAAACCCAGACACAAGAGAUCAGUACUUGAUAUUUGGUGCUGAAGAAGGGAUUUAUACCUUAAAUCUCAAUGAACUUCAUGAAACAUCAAUGGAACAGCUGUUUCCCCGAAGGUGUACAUGGUUGUAUGUAAUGAACAAUUGCCUACUAUCAAUAUCUGGUAAAGCUUCUCAACUUUAUUCCCAUAAUUUACCAGGGCUUUUUGAUUAUGCAAGGCAAAUGCAAAAGUUACCUGUUUCUAUUCCAGCACACAAACUCCCUGACAGAAUACUGCCAAGGAAAUUUGCUGUAUCAGCAAAAAUCCCUGAAACCAAAUGGUGUCAGAAGUGUUGUGUUGUGAGAAAUCCUUACACAGGCCAUAAAUACCUUUGUGGGGCACUUCAGACUAGCAUUGUUCUAUUAGAAUGGGUUGAACCAAUGCAGAAAUUUAUGUUAAUUAAGCACAUAGAUUUUCCCAUACCGUGUCCACUUAGAAUGUUUGAAAUGCUGGUAGUUCCUGAACAAGAGUACCCUUUAGUUUGUGUUGGCGUCAGUAAAGGAAGAGACUUCAACCAGGUGGUUCGAUUUGAAACAGUCAAUCCAAAUUCUACCUCUUCAUGGUUUACCGAAUCAGAUACCCCACAGACAAGUGUUACUCAUGUAACCCAGCUAGAAAGAGAUACCAUCCUUGUAUGCUUGGACUGUUGUAUAAAAAUAGUAAAUCUCCAAGGAAGGUUAAAAUCUAGCAGAAAAUUAUCAUCGGAACUCACCUUUGAUUUUCAAAUUGAAUCAAUAGUAACUGAGCUGUUCUUGCCUGCUAGUUUGCCUACAAGACAGUGUGCUAGCUUUCUGGAAACAUGGAAUGCAAGGUAGAAGUUUUAGAUCUAAUGAGACUGUCACCUGGAGCAAGAGUGCUGAUGCUGGCUCUCUCUGUCUUGAGACACCUUUUCUACUAUGUAUUUGAGAAAUAAUGACCAGCGCAGGCUCUAAGUAAAUAAAGGGUUCUACAUUUCUCUCGAAGCCUCCUUGCCUCCUAUUUCUCUUACCCUUAUUCACUUGACAUUUAUAAGAUUCUUUGCCCCUUUCUUUUCCCUUUUAUUAAUCUUUUAUUAACCUAUUCCUCUUUAUUAACCUUAACUAUAUCUCCUUAGCCUUUAACUCCAGGAAUAAUUUAACUCCAAAUCAUGACACAGUCAACUCAGUUCAGUAUUUACGUCAGAAAGUGCUGGCCUUAUAAACAUAAAUAAGACUUGGUACUUGCCCCCUGGAGUAUAUUAGGCGAGUAAAAUCAUCAUAAGUUCUUUCAAUACCCCCAAGCCAGCCUCAACAGUGUAACUUUUACUUGAGCUUUGGAGAGAAAGGAAAACCUUUGGUGCCUUAAGAAAGUAGCUCCUUCAUGUUUUAAACUGUCAUUCAUUAAGUGCAGCUUCUCUUCUAACCAGGUGAACAGCAUAGCAGAGUGAUCAUGAGGGUGGUUUCCAAAAGAGACACCCGGAUUCAGUCCCAACUCUGCUCUUCAGUAACUGUGAUCAUGCAUAUCACUUAACUUCUCUUUGCCCGUAUUUUUUUAAUCUGUGAAUUGAGGAUAACAGCAUAAUACUUCCUUCAUAGGGUUGCUAAGAUUACAUGGAAGGAAGCAUGCAAUGUACCUAGGGUGGUGCCUGCCCUAUAGUAAGCAUUCAAGAAAGGAGGCUGCCAGUAUGUUUCUGGGAGAAAUUCCCGUAAGAGGGCUCACUUCUCAGGAAGAUUUUUUUAAAGUCACCUGAGGGAAUGGAGCAUGGAGAUAAGAAUAGUCAACAGCUAAUAAGCUCCAGGAAGAGAAAGAAUGGCAGGAUACAAGAGGGUGGUUUAAAAAAAUAGUUUGCCCCAAAACCCACCUGAGGGGCUUUUUUAAACUACAUACGCAGCCCAAGGAUGAUUUCAGUUUCAAAAUCAAAUUGUUUUUCAGCCUACCAAAUUUUGGGAGGAGCUACUGCCAUUAUAAUUGGGAUGUUUUGCUCUCAGUAAGCAAUAAACAGUGGGUUUCUCUUUCUUCUGUAGACUCAUUCUUAAUUCUCUAACUGGUAAUUGGUUAUACUGAGGACUUCUUUAAGGAUAUAUGCCAUCAGAAAAUACUAUUUCAGGAGACUGGGAAAAAAAUGGGACAGAGAAUUAUUACCUACUGAGCACUUCUUAGCUAGGUUUUAUACCAAAUAAUACCUACGAGAUACCUGUGCGAAGUAGGCCUUGUCUCUCCCAUUUUCAAGAGGCAAAACUUUUUCCAACAAAUUGCAUACCUUUUGCAGUCAUCAUAGCCAGUAAGUGGGAGAAUUGGAAUUUAAGCUUGAGUCAUGAGUCUGUCCCAUCACACCACACAUAGCAGCCUUUUAAAAAAAGUACCAGACUUUAAGUGGCUUAAUGCUGCAAGAGGAUUGCUAUUGGCAUUAACAUAACUCAAGAGGUGUUUUUGUUUUUUGCUUUUUAUGGCCACACCCGAGGCAUGUGGAGGUUCCCAGGCUAGGGGUCUAAUCGGAGUUACAGCUGCCGACCA